AUGUCCCAUCCAUGUCCCAUCCAUGUCCCAUCCCUCCCGCUGUCUCCCCAGCAUGGCGGUGGGCGUGGAGGACGCCACGUCCUCGGCCAGCAUCACCCUGCUGGUGCAGCCCCACGUCACCAUCGGCACCCUCAAGGAGCAGGUGUUCGCGAGUACGGGUUCCCGCCCUGUGCGCAGCGCUGGAUCAUCGGGCAGAGCCUGUGCCGGGACGGGCGCAGCCUGGCCUCCUACGGCAUCCGCCGCGACGGCGACCCCGCCUUCCUCUUCCUGCUGUCCGCACGGCCGCCGCCAGAACCGGCCCCGGCCCCGGCGCCCGGCCCCGGCGGGGACGGGCAUGGACACGGGGAUGGCGCACCUGGAGCAGGCCGUGUCCCCGAGGAGCCCCCGGAGCGGAUGGACAUCGGGGACAUCCGGGAUCACCUGGACUCGCUGCAGCUCUGGGACAGCGCGGGGACCCCGCCCACGGGCGCUGAGCCCCGCCCACCCUCACCUGAGCAGGGCUGGCCGUGCCCCCAGUGCACGUUCCUGAACAAGCCCACCCGGCCGGGCUGUGAGAUGUGCAGCGCCGCCCGGCCCGAGGGGUACCGAGUGCCCGGGGGGCACCGCCCCGACCCCGCCGAGCUGCGGCGGCUGCAGAGGGAGCGCGACGGGGCGCGGCAGUGCCAGCAGGCGCUGGAGGCGGAGCGUCAGCGGAACCUGGCGCAGCUGCUGCAGGCCGAGGAGGCGGGGCUGGUGCUGAACCCGGAGCCGCUCGAGUGCGGGAUCUGCCUGCAGGAGGUGCCGGCCGGCCAGGCCGUGCUGCUGCGCGACUGCCUGCACAGCUUCUGCCGGGAGUGCCUGCGGCAGGUGAUCACCUUCAGCGAGGAGCCGGUGGUGGCCUGUCCCUUCCGCGAUGUCACCUACGCCUGCGGCAGCCACCUGCAGGAGCGCGAGAUCCGCGCGCUGCUGUCCCCCGAGGAGCACGCGCGGUUCCUGGCGCGGGGGCUGGCGCUGGCCGAGCGCCGCAGCCGGAACAGUUUCCACUGCCGGGGCCGGGACUGCCCGGGCUGGUGCUUCUACGAGGACGCGGUGAACGAGUUCCCGUGCCCGGUCUGCGGGGCCCUCAACUGCCUCCUGUGCAAGGCCAUCCACGAGGGGCAGAACUGCCGGCAGUACCAGGACGAGCUGCAGCUGCGGGCGCUGCACGACGCGGCCGCUCGCCAGACGCGGGACAUGCUGCAGACGCUGGUGCAGCGGGGCGAGGCCAUGCACUGCCCCACGUGCCGCAUCGUGGUGCAGAAGAAGGACGGGUGCGACUGGAUCCGCUGCACCGUGUGCCAGACCGAGAUCUGCUGGGUCACCAAGGGACCGCGCUGGGGACCGGGGGGCCCCGGUGACACCAGCGGCGGCUGUCGCUGCAAUGUCAAUGGCCAGAGGUGCCACCCCCGGUGCCAGAACUGCCACUGACCCCCCUGGGGACACCCCGGGGACACCGAGGGACAGACGGACGGACAGACAGAUGGAGCUGGCACCGGGCCAGGGACGCCCGAGGGCACCGGGAGGGGCCACGUCCGGCGGGGAUGGAGAGAGAGGACACAGGGACGGACAGACAGGAUGGACAGACGGACACAGGAUGGACACUGGGACGGCCUCGGGGCGUGGAGGGGCCGGGGCGCCCCGGGACCCGUGGGGAGCCCAAUAAAGCCACUGAGUGUCACAGGCUGGCACUGCCA
This is a messenger RNA of Camarhynchus parvulus, 1712 nucleotides long. It is a transcript of the gene SHARPIN, whose product is annotated as SHANK associated RH domain interactor. The record is from RefSeq and is a predicted model, not a curated record. Gene Ontology annotation, cellular component: LUBAC complex. Gene Ontology annotation, biological process: proteasome-mediated ubiquitin-dependent protein catabolic process; positive regulation of canonical NF-kappaB signal transduction; protein linear polyubiquitination. Gene Ontology annotation, molecular function: ubiquitin-protein transferase activity; ubiquitin binding. The coding region runs from base 1 to 1446 and encodes 481 amino acids. The transcript has 11 exons. NCBI's taxonomy places the organism in Eukaryota, Metazoa, Chordata, Aves, Passeriformes, Thraupidae.